GGUUGUCCGUUGGAAGUUGGAGCUGUUCCUUUUGACACUAAAGAAUUCAACUUUACAAGCCAUUUGAACAAGGCGCGAGAGUCCUUCACAGGACGUAUCUGGCUUAGCCAUCAGCUGGAGUCACUUUUAACAGGAUCACAAGGCAACAAUAUUGGUGGAGUUUUAAUUAUUGGGGCACCAGGGACUGGAAAAUCUGCCUUCAGUGCACAGCUGAUUUGUUCAAGCGCAUUCAACCCAUACAUAAACAGAAGAAUUAUUGGUUAUCACCUAUGCAGGCAUUCAGACGUAGCGACCCAAGAACCAGGUCGAUUUGUUCGAAAUUUGGUCAACUUGAUAGCCAGAAGGAUUCCAGAGUAUGGAAUGCUGAUUCAUAACAGCCCAUUCAUACUACGAAUUCUUCAAAGAAGUUGUUUGCGAGACCCUUACCACUGCUUUGAAGAAGCAAUUGCCACUCCCUUAAAACGGGUUACUAGCAAUGACUUUCAAAGUUACUUUAUAAUAAUAGAUGCUUUAGAUGAAUGCUCUUCUGAAGCCAGUGGGACUUCAUUGGAACAAUUUAUAAAAGACACCUACAACAGUCUUCCUAAAUGCGUGCAUCUUGUCAUGACAUCGCGUAACGACUCUGCUGUAUUGAAACAUUUCAGCAGCAUUCCAAAGGUGCACUUAUCUUCUGAGGAUGUAAGAAACUUGCAAGAUGUCGAAAUUUUUAUAGCCACCAAGCUACUUGAAGAUACAGCCUUUCUUGAACGUCUAAAAGUUAUGUUAAGCUUCGUCAAGGGGGAUGCGGUCUCCUAUCUAGUAAACAGGUUAUUAAAUCAAAGUGAAGGAAACUUUCUUUUCGCAAAGUUAAUGCUUCUUCACGGAAAGGAGAAUUGGAGUAAUAAAUCUGAUCUGAACAAGCUCCCGACAACCAUCAGUGACCAGUGCGAGAGUUACUUUAGACGGGCUUUUGGGUCGAGAGAGAAAUUCAAACCUGCACUUCCAGUACUCGAAAUUUUAGCUGCUACUUUUAAACCGUUAAAGCUAAAUCAUAUAUUUGACGUUUUACGCUUUCGGCAGAAGAUGGACUUUGAAUACGAUUUUGUCUAUACACUGCAAGGACUAUCGCAUUUUAUUACACAGGAUGAGGACAGCACCAUCAGACUAUCUUAUCAUACGUUCAUAAACUGGCUGACCAGCAAGGAAAACCUUGGAAAUCCAUUUUACGUGAGUCGGAGUCGAGGGCAAAGACGCUUGCUAGAAUAUUACUUCAAUUUUGUAAAAAUCGAUCCAUUUUCCUCAAACGAUGUUAAUCGAUUUGCACUACAGCUUACUAGUUUCAGUGGACGAGCUGGUCAUCUUCACGAGCUCGGAAAUGUCAAAGCAACUCACAUCAAAGUAACUAGCGACAACAGCAAAAAGACCCUUCUCCAUCUUUCUUCUAAUGAAGGUAACAGGAAGGUUCUUCAGAUUCUUAGUCACACGUUUGAAGAUAUUCAAUGUAAUGGCUUGUAUGUUUUCACACCAGCAUUUGUUAAAGCGAUGAAUGACCUUGUGGAAAAGGUCGAGUAUCGUUUGAGCAAAAGAUUGCAGUUGAAACAUCGCAGAAUCGCUCCUUCGUUAUCGUACUUUAUCAAAAGAUCCAAGGAGGCUUUUAUACAGGAUCGCAUUAAGAGAGUUUCUCCAUCAUUUAGGGAUACCAAAGGUCUUAACUUGGCUAUAGCUUUUCUGUCAACGUGGAAUGGACACCUAAAAUUUGUCCAGUUUCAUGGGUUGUUGCCUAUGAAACGAAGCAGGCAAAGGCUUUCGUUCAAUUUUUCCUGCCUCCACGGGUUCCAAACAUAUUCGUACACAGAACACCGUUUCCUCCACGGCUUCCAAACAAAUUCGUACACAGAACGCCGUUUCCCCGCUUCUUCAACAAGGUCUAUACAAACUGGAAUCUUAGUGUGUCAUAUGACGAUAAUUUUCACAAUUGUCUUGAAUUUUUGUCAACAUUAGGUCUACUAUGACACAGGUAACCCAAGCUCACACUUGUCAGCUAGUUGAUUAUUCAUCACUAACAAUUUUCUGAAGCACAGGUAGCCCAAGCUCGAAACAUGAGCAUUGGCGAACAUCGGCAUUGUUGCGUAACAUUCGAAAUAUAAGGAUUUGUAUGAGAAAAAAAAACAACUAUCGUUUCCGUAACCCACGAAAAUGAAAGGAUUUCAAUAAAAAACAGCUUACCUUACAUAAAAUGUGUGUCACGUGUCUCCUGGUUGGUCCAUGGGCCGAUUUAUGGGUUGUACUGUAAACGGUUUCCUCUCUAUAUAAAGGUAACCCUUUACAUGGAGAGAAAACUGUUUACGGUACAACCCAUAAAACGGCUAUAAAUCGGCCCAUGGACCACUCGGGAGAGACGUAAUGUAACGAAACGAGACGUAACGUUUCGAAUGUCAUGCAACAAUGUCUAUGUUCGCCGAUGCUUAUAUUGCGAGAUUGGGCUACCUGUUUUUUUAGUAACUAAUAAUCCAUCAGUAACAAUAUCGCUCAAAGAAAGACAAUUGAACGUGUUUGGGUAACCUGAAACGUAGUCACAAAACAAAUCCUUAGUGAAACACAAGGAAAGCGCUAGGUAAAUUGUCGCCGUUCGAAUUGUUAAAACGUUAGCUUGGGCCAAGUGCGAAACCAAACUCAUAAUUGUAUUGACGAAUGUAAAAUAGAUAUUUUGUGCCUGUACUCACUGGAUAUAUGUGCCAAAAAAUUACGGAAAAAUCGUCCGCGUCAUUGCCAAGUUGACAAAAAGGCCUUAAUUAGAUGGAUUUAGGCCUUCUUGACGGGAAGGUCGCAACAAGUCAAAAUCGGUGGUGCUCUGUCCAACAGCGUUAUUCCAAGGGACGGUAUCCCUCAGGGGACAAGACUAGCCCCCCUGUUGUUUGCAAUCCUCGUCAACAACCUAGUGAAGGACGGCAAAACUAGAGUUAAGUAUGUGGACGAUCUCUCAGUCUUAGAGAUUAUUCCUAGAUGUUCAACCAGUAUGCUGCCCUUUGUAGCUAGGGAUAUUUGUUCUUAUGCUAGUAGUCACGGGCAUGAAGCUAAAUCCAUCCAAAUGUAAAGAGUGACUCAUAGAUUUCUUACAGUAUAAGCCCUCCGACCCACCUUCCUUACAGAUGUCGGGCAGUAUUAUAGAGCAGGUGUCAUCUUAUAAGUUGCUCGGUGUCCAUCUGUCGCACAAUUUAUCGUGGUUUAUUCACUGCGACUAUAUUGUGAAGAGAGCUCGCAAGCGUCUCUACCUUUUGCAUGUCUUAAUGAAAUCAGGCCUCCCACCAGUUGAUCUCAUUCAGGUUUAUUGUAGCCUUGUGCGGCCCAUUUUAGAAUAUGCAUCUCCGGUGUGGGCAGCGUUACCCAGCUGUCUGGUUCAAUUGGUGGAAAGCGUGCAGAAGUCUGCACUAGGAAUCAUUUUUCCAGAUUGCUCUUAUGAGUCGGCACUCGUGCGCUGUGGCUUGCCUACACUGUUGUCACGCCGUGAUGAAGCUUGCAGGCGUUUUAUAUCUAACAUCAAGGAGUCCGGGUUCCUUUCACACCUGCUGCCGCAGCCCACGAAUGUCACUCAUGGGUACGGGUUGAGGUCGGGUUUUUCCCGUUCUGAUUUCCGCUUUGUCAGAACGGACCGCCUUAGUAAUUUUGUUUCCCACAGUUACAGUAGGAUUUAA
This is a messenger RNA of Porites evermanni, 3671 nucleotides long. The record is from the annotation of a GenBank genome assembly. Lineage: Eukaryota; Metazoa; Cnidaria; Anthozoa; Scleractinia; Poritidae.